GACCCUGGCAAAUGGGGGCCUUGGCGGUGAAUCGGGUCAUCCAUCCAUCCAGUCUCCAGUCCUCCUGCUCAAAAUUUCUCGGGCCCUGACGACACCUCGGUUCAUAUUUGUUCUCCCCAGCUGCACCUUCCGUCCGUACGCUGCGACGUCCUGCCCUGUCUUCACCCACCUUGAAAUCUCUGACCUUGUCACACCUCCUCCCCUCUAAUCUAUCCACGCCGAACUUCGCUCCACGCCAGCAUGGGUGCUUUCGUCUCUCAGCCAUCCGCCUUCACCGAGGCCGACAAGCAGGCUCUCGAGAAGCAAAUCGCCGACAAGACAGAGACCAUCAGCGUGCUCGAGGGCGACCUCGCCAAGAAGGAGAAGGAAUUCAACACAACAUCCGAAGAGGCCAAUGACCUGCGCAAGAAAAUUGACGAGCUCAACCGCCAGCUCGAGGCCAGCGGCUCCCAGGGCACCGCCUCCCAGGCCGAGGUCGCGUCUCUGAACGCUCGCCUGCAAAAGGCGGCCGAGGAGAGCAAGGGCUUGGCAGACGAGGUCGCACAGCUGAAGCAGCAGCUGUCCAAGGCCGAGACCGACAGCGCCGGCCUCAACUCCCAGAUCGCCGACCUCAAGACCCAGCUGGCUCAGGCAACAGAGGAGCGCGCUGCUCUCGAGGCAUCAUGGAAGAAGGAGAUUGAGACCCUCAAGGCCCAGGCUGCCGAGGCCGACAAGAAGCGUGCCGAGCUGCAGGAGGCCUUCUCCAAGCUCGACAGCGAUAUGGCUGCUGCCGGCAAGGCGCUCGAGGCCCAGAAGAAGGCCACCACCGACGCUGAGGACAAGAGUCGCACCCUGUCCGAGACAAACGACAAGCUCAAGGCAGACUCGGACGCCAAGCUUGCCGACCUCAACAAGACCAUUGCCGAGCUGCAGGCGGCGCAGACUGCCGCCAAAAAGGAGAUUGACGAGUGGAAGGCAAAGCACGGCAGCCUUGAAGCCUCGAGUGCCUCUGCAUCAAAGGAGGCGAGCGCUGCCCAGGAGCAGUUGAAGAACGCGCAAGAGCUCAACAGCAAGCUCGAAGCCAGCAUCGCCGACGCCAAGAAGCAGGUCGCCCAGCUCGAGGAGGCCCAGAAGAAGAUGGAGGCGGAGCACGCCGCGCAGCUGAAGGAGGCCACCGCCAAGACCGACUCGCUCGAGGCUGGCAAGAAGUCCCUUGCCGAGGAGAAUGAGUCGCUCAAGAAGGCUCAGGAGGAGGCCAAGACUACAUUGGCCGAGUCCGGCUCCAAGGUCCAAGACGCGGAGAAGAAGCUCGCGGCUGCCACCGCGGAGGUCGAGACUCUGAAGAAGGCGCAGGAUGAGGAGAAGGCCAAGUCGACUGAGGCUGCCAAGAAGGUCGAGGAGUCUGAGGCCAAAGCUGCCGAUGCUACCAAGCAGCUCAAGGAAGCGGAAAACAAGCUCCAGGUCGCUACCGACGAGCUGGCGGCGUUGAAAAAGGCACAGGAGGUGUCGGAGGCCAAGGCUGCUGAUGCGUCCAAGAAGAGUGAAGACGCUGAGGCCAAGGCUGCCGCUGCCAGCAAGAAGAUUGAGGAGGCUGAAGCUAAGGCUGCUGAGGCUUCCAAGAAGGUCGAGGCUGCAGAGGCCAAGGCCGCCGAGGCUAGCAAGAAGGUUGAGGAGGCUGAGUCCAAGGCCGCUGACGCCUCGAAGAAGCUUGUCGAGGCUGAGGCAAUGGCGGCCGCUGCCACCAAGAAGGUCGACGAGGCUGAAGCCAAGGCUGCCGCUGCCACCAAGAAGGCUGAGGAUGCCGAGGCCAAGGCUGCGGAAGCCUCGAAGAAGAUUGAGGCGGCUGAGACCAAGGCUGCCGACGCAAGCAAAAAGGUCGACGAGGCUGAGGCCAAGGCCGCUGAUGCGUCGAAGAAGGUUAGCCAGGCCGAGUCUGUGGCUACCGCUGCCACCAAAAAGGUCGAGGAGGCUGAAGCAAAGGCUUCCGCUGCUAGCAAGAAGGCCGAAGAGGCUGAGUCCAAGGCUGCUGAGAAGGCCAAGGACGCCGAGUCGAAGACCGCUGCUGCUACCAAGAAGGCUGAGGAUGCUGAGUCCAAGGCUGCCGCUGCCAUCAAGAAGGUCGAAGACGCCGAGUCCAAGGCUGCUGCCGCCGCCAAGAAGACCGAAGAAGCCGAGUCCAAGGCAUCAAAGGCUCAGAGCGUAAGUUCCCAUCGCAUUCCAAGACCCUCGCGUGCUAAUUCCACCCCCAGGACAACAAGGAACUCGAGUCAAAGGUCGCCGACAUCCAAGCACAGGCCAACAAGGCCUCAGAGGCCGAAAAAGAGAAGAAGGCCCUCGCCGAGAAGGUGGAGGCUCUCGAGGCCAAGAUCAAGGCCAUUGAGCUCGAGGCCGCCAAGGCGACCAACGGGAAGGCCAAGGAAACAACCGAGGCGCCCCAGGACACGGAUGGCGGCGCGCCCGUGGAAGCUGUCGCCGCCUAAGAUGCGGGACGUCGACGGCGUGUUUGAACACCAUUCUUAUUAAUUAUUGAUCUGCGGCGCGUGCGUGUGUUACGGGAGGAGCUGGGACGUCUAACGAAUGUACAUGACAUAAGGUAAUGUCUGACGUGAUUCAUGCGAUAUGGCGAGCGUUCGAUACCCAUCCAUAGUUUUGAUUCUCAAUCUCUACUUAUUCUUUCUAUCCAAGAUAAGCAUGUUCUCCGACCCCGUGUUAGCAGCUGCACGCCCAUUCUUCUGCUUCUUCUCACUAAGGCAUGUCACACGUUUGCCAAAGACAUGAAUAGUGAGCAAACGCGGUGGAUCCCAGUACUUAUCAUGUACUUUGGCUUCGUGAGGAUCGGGGCCACCCGUCUCAAGCAAGGUGGCUGCGCAAAAUAGCAGCAGCGAACCAACUGCAUAAGGCACUGUAACGCCGACACAGGGGGCUAUGCUGCAAGGAGCAUACACAUACGAGUGCGGGGGAUGCGAGCGGAGUCGAUGAUUUUCUGGGUGAAGAUUGAAUGCCCCUGUACUC
Molecule: messenger RNA, 2991 nt
Organism: Emericellopsis atlantica
Lineage: Eukaryota; Fungi; Ascomycota; Sordariomycetes; Hypocreales; Bionectriaceae
Exons: 1
Coding region: 241-2502 (753 amino acids)
Source: RefSeq, a predicted model, not a curated record